AUGCGCAUUAUCAAGUUUUCUCCGGACGAACGCUUGCUCUGUGUUCAGUACGAUGAUUUCAGUGUGGGUUUGGAACUGUAUCAGGUGAAUGCAGAGAAGAAAUCAGUGAAGCUGUUGAAGUCGCAUAACAUAUCCAUGCAUUGGUUCGUAUAUUAUCCUUACUCUCAACUUCUGGUUGUUUCAAGUGGAGCUUCUAGUGCCUUAUUGAAUCCGUUUGUCAUUCAGGUGAGCGUUGUAAGCUUCUUCUGCUGUAUUUUUUGA
This is a messenger RNA of Gongylonema pulchrum, 261 nucleotides long. NCBI's taxonomy places the organism in Eukaryota, Metazoa, Nematoda, Chromadorea, Rhabditida, Gongylonematidae. The record is from the annotation of a GenBank genome assembly.